AUGCCAGCACGAGUGAUCUAUGAGUACAGACAGACCCCCACCAUUCGAUUGCCGGUACAACAGGACUGCAAUGGAUGGACGGAGCGAGUGUACGGAAUGCAAGAGCUGUAUGGUUCAGCGCUGUCACCACAACCGGGUCGUGCCUACAACACUAUUGGUCAUCAGCCUUCAACAACGAGUCUUAACGGUGAUGGUUCGGCUAUCCAUUCACCUUCCCUGCUUGUUGUUGCAGUUGUGCGUAUUUGGAAGUGGUCGACUCUCCUGCCGGCCACCUCCUCGCCUCUCAUCCCUCAACGCGCAAAUCGUCGAACACGGCAGUACGUGCACUCGCAAUCACAAAGCCUCUCCCAUGAUGGCACCACGUCGUCGAGUUCAGAGGACGAGGCUCGUGGUGCCGUUGGAGCCUCCACUUCGAAUUGCGUCUGCAGUCAUCAUCGCCAUCGAAGUAGUAGCCGUCAGGUGACGGAGCUCGAUGACUUUUCCUCUGCCAGUAGCGGAGCCUAUGCUGCAGCUCGUUGCGUUACCCAGAUGGCACAACGACUGAACAACAAGUUGUCUCGACACCAGGAUCGACACCGCACUCCUGUGCGUCAGCCACAGCACCACCAACGGCUGUCAUCACAUCCUCGUAGCAGUCGAUCCAGUCAUCAGGACGGUGACAACAGCUGCAGGGAGGACUUUUAA
Hydatigera taeniaeformis is the source of this 684-nucleotide messenger RNA. The record is from the annotation of a GenBank genome assembly. Lineage: Eukaryota; Metazoa; Platyhelminthes; Cestoda; Cyclophyllidea; Taeniidae.